AUGGCGGGAGUCAAGGAUAAGAUCGAGGAGUGCGUCUCCUCUGAAGGCGGUCCCAAGCACCCAGUUGCAGACUCGCAGCGUCAAAAACAGAUGGACCCUUCGAAGAUGGAAAACGAGCUCGAGUUAAGAAAGGACAGCAAGCAGACGGACAAGAUGAAUGAACCGUCUGACGUUGCGGGAAGACACGACAAGGGAAUGGCGUUCACGGAUAAGCUCGUGCCUGGUGGCAGUGGGUGA
Messenger RNA from Verruconis gallopava, 237 nucleotides. RefSeq lists its product as uncharacterized. The transcript has 2 exons. NCBI's taxonomy places the organism in Eukaryota, Fungi, Ascomycota, Dothideomycetes, Venturiales, Sympoventuriaceae. The record is from RefSeq and is a predicted model, not a curated record. Bases 1 to 237 code for a protein of 78 amino acids.